Messenger RNA from Sabethes cyaneus, 1813 nucleotides. RefSeq names its product zinc finger protein 836-like. Bases 96 to 1652 code for a protein of 518 amino acids. Gene Ontology annotation, cellular component: nucleus. The record is from RefSeq and is a predicted model, not a curated record. Lineage: Eukaryota; Metazoa; Arthropoda; Insecta; Diptera; Culicidae. The transcript is spliced from 3 exons. Gene Ontology annotation, molecular function: zinc ion binding; RNA polymerase II cis-regulatory region sequence-specific DNA binding; DNA-binding transcription factor activity, RNA polymerase II-specific. Gene Ontology annotation, biological process: regulation of transcription by RNA polymerase II.
UUACCGACAAUUUUGCCAAUCAGUGCAGUAACUAUCUAUACGAUAACAAUUCCUUUUAAACCUAAUUUAUCGUAACAAUUUGAUAUUUGAUUAUCAUGUCUCGAACUCAAGAUGUGUGCCGUAUUUGUUCUGCAUCUUCUAAACUCGUUUUGCAACUUAAUGAAAUUGUCAAUGGGUGUUCUCUCGUAGAUAUGCUGCGACAAUGUGUUAACAUAGAGAUAGAUGAAAACGAUGGGUUGCCGUACCAAUGCUGCAAGGACUGCAAAUCGGAUCUAAUAGUUGCAUAUAAAAUGGUAACACGGUGUUAUGAAUCGAACACAAAAUUGCGAGAACAGCUGAUGCGAAUAAGCUGCGAGGCUGGGAGUUCUGCCCUGGAAGAUCUUUUGAAACCGUGCAUUGGAGAAAAUGAAAUAAAAACCGAAAUUGUUGACGAUGAAAUGAUAGCUAAUGAGUGUAUCUAUGCAGAACCACUGAUUGAUUUUCAAGCAAAUCCAGAAGCGAUUAAAACAGUUAAGGAAGAGCAAUGCACCAAUAAUAAUGAAAAUUCAUCAGACAACGUUUUAGACAAAGAAGAUCCCGAUACUGUGAAAUCAAAACGUAAAAAAGUUAAACUUGAGGCUUCUUUACCGAAACGUUGCUGUCGGUGUAAAUACAAAUUAAGCACCAUAGAGGAAAUGCAACAGCAUUCAAAGAACGUUCAUCUUAGCAUGAAGGUUAUCGAUCCCGCUAAAAUUAAAGCAAGACCUUAUGAAUGUAAUGUUUGUUUCAAAAGAUACACUACAAAAAAAGCAUUAGGUCUGCACAAAAAACAACUUUACGUAGAAAAUGAACAUAAAUGUGAUCAAUGUGGCGAGGAAUUCCGAUCUGAAAGCUCUCUGAAUACCCACAAAGAAUCGCAUACCCUGGAUGUGGUUCAACCGUACAGCAAUAGGAAGGGACAGCAACCUCGAUGUUGUGCCUGCUACGAACAGUUCGAUACAGAUGAACAGCUAAAGCAACAUGCCAAGGAUGUGCACCUGCCAGAAAAUGCAGCUAGCAGUGAAGAUAGCAAUAACCACUAUCAAUGCGAUUUAUGUUAUCGGCGCUACAAAAACAUUCGAAUUUUACGAGAACAUCAACUAAAACCCUAUCGUAUGCAACAGUAUCAGUGUUCCACGUGUGGUCGAAUAUUUCGAGAUAAAAAUGCCGUGGCGGAUCACGAACGUUCCCAUCAGGAUGAGCGAGCCUAUGUUUGCCCAAUAUGCGCAAAAUCAUUUGUCAUGAAGGACUCUUUCCGAAAGCACGUACGAGCCCACUCACUGGCUGAUGAUCGAUUCAAGUGCGAUAUAUGCAGCAAAGGAUUUAAAACGAAAGCUAAUCUGAAGGGUCAUUACAUUACGCACAAUCCCCAUAUACGCCCUCUCCAGUGCAAUUUAUGUCCCUCCACAUUUGCUCGAAAAGUUUGCCUGCAAGCCCACAUGAUGCUACACACUGGUGAAAAACCGUAUAAAUGUGACCAGUGUGAUGCAGCGUACACCUUCUCGACAGAUCUUAAACGUCACAUCAUGGCCCAUCAAGGACUUAAACCACACGUGUGCACCAUCUGCGGCAGAGGAUAUCCGCGAAAAGAUUACUUGCGAAAACAUAUGGCAAACCACAGUAUGCAAGGGUGAUGAGAUGUGUUACACGAUGUAAAGUUAAUUAAGGCCAACAUCAACGCAUUUUAUUUGUGGAGGCAUCGGGACAGGCAAAUUUGGAAGCAUUCAAAGGGACUCAACCGUAUUUUUAGUUUUAUAAAGGCAGAACAAGAGAAUAAUUUUAACAGAUUAAAAAU